Molecule: messenger RNA, 847 nt
Organism: Myotis daubentonii (Daubenton's bat)
Lineage: Eukaryota; Metazoa; Chordata; Mammalia; Chiroptera; Vespertilionidae
Product: transforming protein RhoA-like
Exons: 1
Coding region: 96-677 (193 amino acids)
Source: RefSeq, a predicted model, not a curated record
GCAUCUCCCGAGUGCCUUUCAUCUGAGAAGUUCAAGGCACUUUGUAGAGCUUCUGCCAUAGGCCGCGCAUGGGCCUUGCAGCACAUUUGUAAGCAAUGGCUGCCAUCCGGAAGAAACUGGUGCUUGUUGGUGACGGAGCCUGUGGCAAGACUUGCUUGCUCAUCGUUUUUAGCAAGGACCAGUUCCCAGCGGCGUAUGUCCCUAUGGUGUUUGAGAACUAUGUGGCAGACAUUGAAGUGGAUGGAAAGCAGGUCGAGUUGACCUUGUGGGACACAGCCGGGCAGGAGGACUAUGAUCGCUUGAGGCCCCUCUCCUACCCGGACACGGAUGUGAUCCUGAUGUGUUUCUCCAUCGACAGCCCUGAUAGUUUAGAAAACAUCCCAGAAAAAUGGACUCCGGAAGUCAAGCAUUUCUGUCCCAAUGUGCCCAUCAUCCUGGUUGGGAACAAGAAGGAUCUUCGAAAUGAUGAGCACACAAGGCGGGAGCUAACCAAGAUGAAGCAAGAGCCAGUCAAACCGGAAGCAGGCAGAGAUAUGGCAAACAGGAUUGGCGUUUGGGGGUACGUGGAGUGUUCAGCAAAGACCAAAGAUGGAGUGAGGGAGGUUUUCGAAAUGGCCACGAGAGCUGCUCUGCAAGCCAGACGUGGGAAGAAGAAAUCUGGGUGCCUUGUUUUGUGAGCCUGCUGCAAGCACAGCCCUCCCGCGUUCAUUUUGAAGUGCUGUUCAUUAAUCUUAGUGUAUGAUUCCUGGUCUUUUUCAUUUAUCUAUAAUUUACCUAAGAUUACAAGUCAGAAGUCAUCUUGCUACCAGUAUUUAGAAGCCAACCAUGAUUAUUAAUGAUCUGGCCC